AUGAGUAAUAGUUCCUACGUAUUAUUAAAUAAUUCUACUGAUAAACUCAAUGUUGAAAUACCUGUUAAAGAACCACCAUCAUCGUCACAAACUUCAUCUACAACGAAUGACGAUACACUCAAUAAACGUUAUGUACAAAUAGCAAUUGCUGUUUUCCUCUACUGGUGUGUUUCGAUUUCUAUGGUAUUUUUGAAUAAAUAUUUACUUAGUUCAAAAGAUGUGAAAUUAGAUGCACCACUUUUUAUAACAUGGUAUCAAUGUGUUGUAACAGUUGGUAUUUGUGCUAUACUUGGAAAUUUAAAUAAACAUGUAGCUGCUUUUUCAACAUUUCCUUCAUUUAAAAUAGAUCUUAAAAUUGCACGUGAUGUACUUCCGCUUUCAUUAAUGUUUGUUGCUAUGAUAAUAUUUAAUAAUUUAACUUUAAAAUAUUUAACUGUAUCAUUUUAUAUGGUUGGUCGAUCAUUAACAACUGUUGCUAAUGUGGUUUUUACGUAUGUUAUGCUUGGUGAUAGAACAUCGUAUAGAGCAGUGGGUUGUUGUUGUCUUAUCAUUGCUGGAUUUUUUCUGGGUAUUGAUCAAGAAAAUUCAUUAGUAUUCGGUGCAUUUUGUGGUGUAGCAUCAAGUAUAUUUGUAGCAUUAAAUGCUAUCUAUACAACUCGAUGUUUACCAUGUGUUGAUAAAAAUGUUUGGCGUUUAUGUUUAUAUAAUAAUUUUAAUGCUUGUAUUCUAUUUCUUCCUCUAAUGGCUAUUUUUGGUGAACUACCAAUUGUUUUUAGUUAUCCAAAAUUAUUCAAUACUUCAUUUGUAUUUGCAAUGACAGUAGCUGGUGUACUUGGGUUUUCAAUGGGCUAUGUAACAGGCUAUCAAAUUAAAAUGACAAGUCCAUUAACACAUAAUGUCUCUGGUACAGCCAAAUCUUAUGUACAAACAUUACUUGCUGUUGUUGUUUAUUCAGAAACAAAAACAUUGCUUUGGUGGUUAUCGAAUUUAUUUGUUCUUGGAGGAUCUGGUCUAUUUGCACAUGUUCGAGCAACAGAAAUGAAACGAAAUCAUAAUUCAAAUAAAACUACUGAUGAUAAUACGAAUGUAUCUUUACCGAAAUAA
Messenger RNA from Rotaria sp. Silwood2, 1104 nucleotides. NCBI's taxonomy places the organism in Eukaryota, Metazoa, Rotifera, Eurotatoria, Philodinida, Philodinidae. The record is from the annotation of a GenBank genome assembly.